AUGUCUAAUCACGACGACAACGGAGAAGUGGAUAACGAUUAUGUACAUUGGGACGAAGUCAUGUUGACGAUCGAUCGAACUUCUCUUUCCCUGAACCGAGUUGGAGACGGUGACCUGCGUAUGGGUCACUGUUGGGGUGUUUCCGUGCAUUCUCUCUUUUCUCUUUCUUUCCUUCCUUUCGUUAGCAUUGGGAUGCGUCCAGGGUUCUUCUUUUUCUUUCUUGUUCUUUUUCUAUCUUUCAUCUUCACCUUCACCUUCUUCCAUUCUUUCUGUUCAAUUCCCCACCUGUUUUUUUUAAUCUCUUGCCCUCACCCAAUCAUGCCGAUCUGUUGUCUGACUGUGGACGGGAGACACAAGGAUGGCAUGCUCUGCUAG
Molecule: messenger RNA, 375 nt
Organism: Aspergillus melleus
Lineage: Eukaryota; Fungi; Ascomycota; Eurotiomycetes; Eurotiales; Aspergillaceae
Exons: 1
Coding region: 1-375 (124 amino acids)
Source: RefSeq, a predicted model, not a curated record